AUUCGCAAAAUAGACGCCUGUGGCACCGCCCGAAACACACGGUAACCUCAUCCGCAAUGGAGCUCUUCGCGCCUCCCUACGGCCUCCUUUGCCUCCCGCACCACCGCUGCCCCUUCACCGCCUCCUCCCCUCUUUUCCUCACCAUCCCCAGAAAGUCUCUCCUCGCCUCCCGCUCCCCCAUCUCCAAUCCCGGAUUGGGCCGUUCUGGUGCUCGCCCGCUGCGGGCCAUGGUCUCGGGCGAGGAGACCUCCGCGGCUGUCGUAGCCGAUGAUGCUGUGGCGAAGCCACUCGAAGGACCGUCCUCCUUCACGAACUCGUCCUCCCCAGGUGAAGAGAACCCUGAUGGUGGUGGUGAAGCGAUUGCUGAGACUGUGGAUGAUCUUUUAUCUAAGCUUAAUGAUCAGGUGGACUCUACCAUCCUCUUCUAUGGAGCUGUUGCACUGGUUGCACUGUGGAUUUCAUCAACAAUCAUUUCUGUCAUUGAUUCCAUCCCUGUGUUCCCCAAGGUGCUGGAAGUUGUUGGCCUUGGCUACACAGUCUGGUUCAGCUCGCGAUAUCUGAUCUUCAAGGAAACUAGAGAUGAUUUUUUCUCAAAACUUGAUGAUCUCAAGGAGAAGAUAUUAGGACGUAGUGAUGAUUGAGAAAUUCAGAUACCAAUAUUUUCAUAAAUAGCCUGUUGUUACAUGUUAUUUUAGUGGUUUACAUUUCCAGACUUCCCUUUGUUGCAUGUGUUGUCAAUUCAAAGCGUCUGGAUGUAAACUAUGUCAACCAUAGAAAUGUAUGUGGCUGUGAUCAGGAUUGGUACAAGAUUGAGCCAAAGGUAUGUUAUUCAUUUACGAUGAGUGAUUAUAAUCUUUCACUAA
Messenger RNA from Musa acuminata AAA Group (dessert banana), 863 nucleotides. RefSeq names its product protein CURVATURE THYLAKOID 1D, chloroplastic. The transcript has 5 exons. The record is from RefSeq and is a predicted model, not a curated record. Bases 57 to 641 code for a protein of 194 amino acids. Lineage: Eukaryota; Viridiplantae; Streptophyta; Magnoliopsida; Zingiberales; Musaceae. Gene Ontology annotation, cellular component: chloroplast thylakoid membrane; thylakoid.